CGUCCUCCAUUUUUGGUGGGUCACCACCAUCUUUGAUCCCAAAUCCCCAAAAUCAAGACUUGCUGUUUUGAUUAUGAUCGCUAAAUCCAUUCGGGUAACACGACAGGAGAUUUCUAGUUACCCUCACCACACCUUCCAUCAUAAUUUAUGCCAUUUCGUAAUCUCUCAUAAAUUCUUUCACCAAUCUUUGUAUCUUUCCCCAAAACCCAUCUCUAAAUUCACGUUUUUUCCUCCCCAACACUCGAAAAAUCCGAUCUUUGAUCGUGGGUUUCAAUCUUUUUUCCGUUUCAAGCAAUCUUUAUUCAAUUUUGGGGGAAUUAGGGUGUGAACAUGGUGUUUUUAUGUUCAAUUCUUUAAGCAAUGUAGAAGAAAUUGAGUGUGUUUUUGAUCAUCGGUUGUUUGUGGGUUUUGUGUUGGUUUUUGGAACAAAUACACCAUGAGAUUCUUUAGCCUUAUGGGCAAUUCUUUUGGGUGCUCUGCAUCUGGUGAGAGACUUGUGUCUGCUGCAAGAGAUGGUGAUGUUCAAGAGGCUAAAGCUUUGUUGGAAUAUAACCCUAGACUUGCUAGAUAUUCCACUUUUGGUGUUAGGAAUUCACCCCUUCAUUACUCUGCAGCUCAAGGUCACCAUGAGAUUGUUUCACUUUUGGUUGAAUCUGGGGUUGAUAUUAAUCUCCGAAACUAUCGCGGGCAGACUGCUUUGAUGCAAGCUUGUCAAUAUGGUCACUGGGAGGUUGUUCUGACUUUGAUUCUCUACAAAGCAAAUAUUCAUAAGGCUGAUUAUUUAAACGGAGGUACUGCGUUGCAUUUGGCCGCUCUUAAUGGACAUUCACGAUGCAUUCGAAUCCUUCUCGCUGAUUAUAUCCCUAGUGUUGCUAAUUUUUAUAACUUUGUUAACAAAAGAUCCGGAAUCGAAGAGUCCGUAUCGGAGUUUGAUGAAGGAUCGCUUUACGAAACGAUUAAUAGACCCGCUGAUGGAGGUGUGACGGCUCUCCAUAUGGCUGCAUUAAACGGUCAUGUUGAUAGCGUACAGUUACUCGUUGAUUUGGGUGCUUCUGUCAAUGAAGUUACCGUGGAUGCUGGCGCUACAAUUGACUUGAUUGGUGCUGGUAGCACACCCCUUCAUUACGCUGCGUGUGGUGGAAAUGCGCAAUGUUGUCAAUAUCUGAUAUCCAGGGGAGCGAGCCUAACAGCCGAAAAUGCAAAAGGGUGGACCCCAUUGGCGGUUGCUCGUUCUUGGAAUAGAGAUUGGCUUGAGGAAGUCUUGGUUGAACAACAACAAGUCGAGGAACCAACUUCGUCUCCGUACUUGUGUCUUCCGCUUAUGAGUGUUGUCAGGAUUGCUAGAGAGUGCGGAUGGAGCGACGAUUCACUUUCCUUAUGUGCGGAUCCUUGUGCUGUUUGUUUGGAAAACAAGUGUGCCAUUGCUGCAGAAGGUUGUUUUCAUGAAUUCUGCACUCGUUGUGCGUUAUACCUUUGUUCCACAAGCACCGCCUCAAACGCCGCCCAAGGGCCGCCAGGAUCGAUCCCCUGCCCUCUUUGCCGCCAAGGGAUAGUCUCGUUCAAGAAGCUUCCAGGAACCCGAGCAAUACUUGGGAUGUCACGGACAAGUUUGCCGCUAUCAUUUUUCACAUGUACUUCUUUAACCGAUGAUACCGAUAACAUUGCACUUGAUACAACGCCCUUAUGCAAGCCUGAGUUCCCGUCACCACUUAGAUCUUUGAGCUGCCAGAAGUUUCCGUCGAUGAAACUGAGUUCGAGUCUUUGCAUGGGAGCUUCAGACACGAGCCCAUCUUUGUCCAGAUCGUCGGUUGACAGUGGUCGGUAUUCGAGAUCGAGUUUUCGCAGGUCGAAUUCACAUUCGGAUAGUAGAAGAUCAUGGCUGUGUUCAUUGAAUCAAUCACUAGAAACUGGCUAAUAAUGAAACUCAAGAAUAAAUGAUAAAAAGAGAGAAGAAAUGUGAAAAUAUGAGAAUAUAUACCUUUUUUUUUUUAUAAAUCUUAGAUUUUGAAUGAUGGGUUUGAACUUUUGGUUUGGUUUUUUGAAAAAAAAAAAAAGAAACUGAAAAUAUCAAAUUGUUAGAUUUUUUAUUUUAUUUUAAUGUUAUUGGUGAAUUUAAAAUUAUAAUUCACUUCUUUUGUGAUU
Molecule: messenger RNA, 2142 nt
Organism: Helianthus annuus (common sunflower)
Lineage: Eukaryota; Viridiplantae; Streptophyta; Magnoliopsida; Asterales; Asteraceae
Product: E3 ubiquitin-protein ligase XBAT32
Exons: 10
Coding region: 437-1915 (492 amino acids)
Molecular function (GO): protein binding
Source: RefSeq, a predicted model, not a curated record